Messenger RNA from Triplophysa rosa, 1095 nucleotides. RefSeq names its product proteasome subunit beta type-8-like. NCBI's taxonomy places the organism in Eukaryota, Metazoa, Chordata, Actinopteri, Cypriniformes, Nemacheilidae. Bases 196 to 1032 code for a protein of 278 amino acids. Gene Ontology annotation, molecular function: threonine-type endopeptidase activity. Gene Ontology annotation, cellular component: proteasome core complex. The record is from RefSeq and is a predicted model, not a curated record. The transcript has 7 exons.
GUGUUGGAUAUUUACAAUUCUUACUGACAAAACCAAAAACACUAAGAAAAUAAAAUAAAAAAAUAAGCGCAGCAUAAUUGACUGUUACACAAAAUGAGUCAAUGUUUCAAAUUCGCUGUUGGCUAUGAUAAUGAAACGUUACAUUGGAUACAUUUAUAAUUAGGCCUAUUUCAAAACUAGGGUAGUCUGCUUUAAAUGAAAAUGGCUCUCCUUGAUGUCUGCGGAAUAUCAGACUGGGUAAAAGAAGACACGUUCAACCCAGAGAGCGCAUCGGUUGAUAGAGUCAACCACUUCAGUUUUGCAGCCCGGGAACCGGAGUUCGCCGUUCCGAUCGGAGUGGAUCCAGCUGAGUUUUUAAAGCCACUUACAGAGAGUGAAGAUGGAGUAGAGGGUGUCAGAAUUAAGCUGGAACAUGGCACCACCACUCUGGCCUUUAAAUUUCAGCAUGGGGUGAUGGUGGCUGUGGAUUCAAGAGCCUCUUCAGGGUCUUACGUCAGCACUCAGAUGUUUAAAAAGGUGAUUGAAAUUAAUCCCUACCUACUCGGAACCAUGUCUGGAAGUGCUGCAGACUGUGUUUAUUGGGAGAGGGUCCUGGCCAAAGAGUGCAGAAUUUACAAGCUGAGAAACAAGGAAAGAAUAUCUGUGUCUGCUGCCUCUAAGCUGCUGGCUAACAUGGUAGCAAAUUAUAGGGGCAUGGGUCUUUCUAUGGGUACCAUGAUCUGUGGCUGGGACAAGAAGGGUCCUGGGUUAUACUACGUUGAUGAGGAUGGAUUGCGACUGAGUGGGAACAUGUUUUCAACGGGGUCUGGGAGCUCCUAUGCCUAUGGUGUGAUGGACAGUGGAUUUCGCUAUGACUUGACAGUGCCAGAGGCCUAUGAUUUAGCCCAGCGAGCAAUAUUUCAUGCCACACAUAGGGAUGCCUACUCUGGAGGAACAGUGAACAUGUACCACAUGAAAGAAAGCGGCUGGAUAAAAGUCUCACAAGAAGAUGUUGGAGACCUGUAUCAUCGCUUUGCAGCAGAGAAAAAGUGAAAUUGUUUAUUUGAACAGUGAAGAAACAAUAAAUACUGCUAAAAUAAACUAUUGUCUGUUAUU